AUGGGCGGGAGGAGCGAGUUCCUCAUCACGCGAGAGCGGAGCUGGUGGCUGCGAGCAGCGGCAGGGCCCGGGUCAGGCAGGGUGGCAGCGGCCGCUCCUGCCGCUCCACAGCGCUGGCUGCCGGGGGGCAGUCACCUGCGGCCGAAGGAGGAAAAGCUGCUUUUCGCUAUCGGUACCCCGCCGCUUUCCGGCCGGCCCAGGGCAGGGGCCUUGGCUGCCCUGCGGGCGCCUUUCGGCAGCUCUGAGUUCGGUGAAAGCGCUCCCGCUGGGUCCAUACCGGCCGCGGGGAAUUUCAAGUGGUUUAGCUCCCGGAGCUGGCCAGCCGCACGCUGCCUUUCUCAAGCUGUGUCGCGAAGCGCAGCUGAGGGCGGGCUGGCCCCGCUGCACGCCGGGCUGCAGCUCCUCUCCUGCCCGCCAUGGCUCUGUGCUGCGCGGUUAGCAAAUGCAGUUACUCCACUGUGGAGACUUCCCUAUCAAGAGCAGCUGCAGGUGAAGUAUGAAAACCAGAGGAAGAUUUUGCAGACACUGGCAUCUCAUCUUGAGGAGCUGGGUAUAGAUGUGCGGAAAGGUGGUGGACUCUGCUGUCCUGUCCAGCCUGUAGUCCCUUCACCUAUCAUUAACGGCUACCGAAACAAAUCUACUUUCUCUGUGAACCGAGGACCAGAUGGGAACCCCAAAACUGUGGGGUUGUAUGUGGGAACUGGCAGAGCUAGAAACAUUGUCUGUGUGAAAGCCAACCACAUGGAGAACAUACCCCCAAAACACAAACAAGUAGCCCAGUGCUACGAGGAGUUCAUCCGUGGCUCCCCCCUGGAUCCCUGUCUCCUCUUCCACGAAGGUGGACACUGGCGGGAGCUGGUGGUACGCACCACCAGCCGUGGUGACACCAUGGCUAUUGUCACCUUCCACCCCCAGGAGCUGGGCCAGGAGGAAUUGGCUACUCAGAAAGCAUUGCUGAAGGAGUUCUUCACCUGUGGACCUGGAACAGUCUGUGACUUGACUUCACUUUAUUUCCAAGAGAGCACCAUGACGCGCUGCUCCCAUGAGCAAUCUCCCUUCCAGCUCCUUCAUGGAGAACCACACAUCUUUGAAGAAGUGCUUGGCCUGAAGUUUCGCAUCUCUCCAGAUGCCUUUUUCCAAGUAAACACAGGUGGAGCAGAAGUUCUGUACCAGGCAGUCAGGGAGCUGAGUCAGGCUGGUGGGGACACCAUCUUCCUUGACAUCUGCUGUGGAACUGGCACAAUUAGUCUCUGUCUGGCUCACCAAGUGUCCAAGGUUAUUGGUAUUGAGGUGAUGGAGAAGGCAACAGAGGAUGCCAGGUGGAAUGCAGCAUUCAAUGGAAUUUCAAACUGUGAGUUUCACAGUGGAAAGGCAGAGGCUGUGUUACCACAACUGCUGUCAUCGUGGGAGGAUGGCCGACCUCUUGUUGCUGUGGUGAACCCAUCCCGGGCUGGGCUCCAUUACAGGGUUGUGCGAGCCAUUCGAAACUGCACGUCCAUCCGAAGGCUGCUCUACAUCUCCUGCAAGCCAGAGGGUGAAGCCAUGAGGAACUUUGUUGAGCUGUGCUGCCCACCUGACCCAAAGAAGAAGCUGUCAGGAGAGCCAUUUGUCCCCAGGCUGGCUCUACCUUUUGACAUGUUUCCUCAUACUGUUCAUUGUGAGCUGGUGUUGCUGUUCACCCGCUGACAAGGAGGCAGGGGUACCAGCUCUGAGAGUUUGGGAAGCCACCUCCUACGUUC
Indicator indicator is the source of this 1739-nucleotide messenger RNA. It is a transcript of the gene TRMT2B, whose product is annotated as tRNA methyltransferase 2 homolog B. The transcript has 12 exons. Bases 1 to 1686 code for a protein of 561 amino acids. Lineage: Eukaryota; Metazoa; Chordata; Aves; Piciformes; Indicatoridae. The record is from RefSeq and is a predicted model, not a curated record. Gene Ontology annotation, molecular function: tRNA (uracil(54)-C5)-methyltransferase activity, S-adenosyl methionine-dependent. Gene Ontology annotation, biological process: RNA processing.